Molecule: messenger RNA, 1242 nt
Organism: Capronia epimyces CBS 606.96
Lineage: Eukaryota; Fungi; Ascomycota; Eurotiomycetes; Chaetothyriales; Herpotrichiellaceae
Exons: 2
Coding region: 1-1242 (413 amino acids)
Biological process (GO): regulation of transcription by RNA polymerase II
Molecular function (GO): DNA-binding transcription activator activity, RNA polymerase II-specific; zinc ion binding
Source: RefSeq, a predicted model, not a curated record
AUGAUUCCCCAUCGACGAUUCCACACAAAAAGCCGGUUUGGAUGUGCACAAUGCAAGAAGAGCCGGACAAAAUGUGACGAGAACAGGCCAGAAUGCGGACGAUGUCGGCGGAAAGGGUCAUACUGCUCGCUCGCCGACCAGGCCUCCGGCUUAAUAGUGAUCCCGGCCCAAGGCACGAAAUCUCGGAAAGCACAGACACGAACUCACACUGAAGCGCCUGACAACAACGCAGCUCCAAAUGGCACCCAUUUGAGGCGUAGUAUUGACCCAACCCAGAGUCUUAGUCCGACCAGGAUUCCGUUGCCUUUGCCCAGCGCCGAGCAAGCAAUCGUCGAGAUUCAGUUGACGGAUAUCGAACGGGAGCAGCUGCAGCUUAUGCACCACUACACAGUGCACACGUCGAAGAGUAUCGCCGAGGUCACCAUCCUAGAAGACCAAGAUCAAUCGCUCUGGAAUCAGUGGGCUAUAGAGCUGGCCUUCAAGAACGACUUUCUCCUCCAUGGCCUCUUGAGCUUGAGUGCGCUCCAUCUCGCACUCGGCGGUAGCUCGCCACAGAAGCAUACAGUUGCGGCCAUCCGCCAUCAACAUCUCGCAGUUUCGUUGUUUCGGCCGUACCUUUCCCAGCUCGCUGUCGACAAUUACGACGCCGUCUUUGCCUUUUCAUAUGUGGUUGCAUUCUAUUCUUUUGGCAUCCAGCGCACUUCCGAGUCCGACAUCAACCCGAUUGCAAAACUGCAUCAAGUUUUGAGCCUCGUCCGUGGGAUAUCCACUUUCUUUAAAUCAGACCUCGAGUCGCUGGGACGGAGUCGUUGGUCGGGACUGUCUUUCAUCCUCCGCCACCCGUUCACCCGAAAUCUUCCUGAAGAGAUGGAAACUAUGCUCUCUGACUUACGGCAACGCACCUCGAGGACGACCUCGGGGUCUGUCCGGGGACCCAUGUACAUUGCGGCCAUUGAGGCACUGAAAGCCAGUCUCACAUUUGCAAUCACCUAUCCAAGCGCACAGUCGUCCGUGACAUUGUUUUCAGUCAUGGUUCCUGCCGAAUUCUGGGCCAUGGCAACUACGGGCGAACCACUGGCUCUUGCGAUUCUAGCAAACUACGCCGUCACGCUGUACUGGUUGCGAGACAAUAUUUGGAUGAGAGGAUGGGGAAAAGAGAUUGUGGCUACCGUCCGUCAAGCUCUACCAUUGGAGUGGCACCAAUGUAUCGCCUGGGCUAUCCAACAAACGGAAUCUGCUUAG